AUGAAGGCAAAAGAAAAGCUGAGGGUCUCACUGAUCUGUAACACUUCAGAGUUACAAACUGAUGACGAGGAACAAGUGAUUAUGAGGAAAAGAAAAAGUAAGCCAAGGAUCAUUUUUGGUGAUACAGACUCUGACAGUGAGGCAGAUGAGUGGAACAAGAGAAGACGCACCUCCACUCCAUUGCCUCCUAUUCCUCCACCUACCCUCAAUGAAGUUUGCCAGACCACUACUAGACCUCUGCCAGGCCCGAGGCAUACUACAGCUCCUGCACCACUUGUCCCUAGCCCUCCACCUUACAUUCUUCCAAGUCCUCCACACCACUUCUCUGCUGGACAUCGUCCAGAUUUGAGGAGGCAAUCUGACCGUGGUUGUGACACAGCUCCAAUGUCACUGGUUGACACCCCUACGCGUCUGCCCUCAAGUCCUGUGUGCCGGAUCUCUGCCACCCCUCUGUCAGAUGAUGGCCAAGACCACCUUUUCGUCCCUAGCUUUAGACUGGGGAAGACCGGCACUGGACCUGUUCCUUGCUCCAUGUUUCCCUGCUCCAACACACCUGAUUCAAUUAAAUGGGUUGUUAUAACGACCAUUGAUUCAAAUCAGAUGCACAUCCUGACCCUGCUGGAACACAUCAAGCAGCAGCAAAUGCAACUUGCUGCCGCUGUCAACAGUCUUGCUGCAAGAGUGGGUACAGAAACUCCAGUGGCUGAGAUGCCGGACAAUAUGAGUUUCCCACUGGCCACCAUGUCUGAAGUGGAGGAGUUGGAGGAGUGGCUGAAAGACUCGAGGAAUUCUCAUGCUAAGCAAAACAUGAUUUCUGCGCUUGGUGCUGUAGGAGGACAGAACACCAAGAGAAUAUCCUGGAAUGUUCUAUCAAAGAUUUUCUCUGACACAGUGGCCAAAAGAAUUAAUUGGAAAGGAGUAAAUGGCAAAAAAUGCUUCAAAGAAAUGCUCACAAGAACUCUGUUAAUAAAAGCUGUAAGGAAGAAUCAUCAGAGUGCACCGGACAGUGAGAUUGACUCUUGCGCCAUAAGAUGGUUCAACCUGGCAUCUGACCGGGGAGGCGGCCACAAAGACAGGGCGAUGGCCAAGGAGACAUCAACCUCUUAA
This is a messenger RNA of Osmerus eperlanus (European smelt), 1107 nucleotides long. RefSeq lists its product as uncharacterized. NCBI's taxonomy places the organism in Eukaryota, Metazoa, Chordata, Actinopteri, Osmeriformes, Osmeridae. The coding region runs from base 1 to 1107 and encodes 368 amino acids. The transcript is spliced from 6 exons. The record is from RefSeq and is a predicted model, not a curated record.